GCAUUCUUUAUCCUGGGCCAUGAGCGAACUGAAGGACUGCCCCUUACAGUUCCAUGACUUCAAGUCUGUGGACCACCUGAAGGUGUGUCCUCGCUACACAGCUGUGUUGGCUCGCUCUGAAGAUGAUGGCAUUGGCAUCGAGGAGCUGGACACCCUGCAGCUGGAGCUUGAGACACUGCUGUCUUCUGCCAGCCGGCGCCUGCGGGUGCUCGAGGCAGAAACCCAGAUCCUCACAGACUGGCAGGAUAAGAAAGGUGAUCGCCGAUUCCUGAAGCUAGGUCGAGACCAUGAGCUUGGAGCUCCCCCCAAACAUGGAAAGCCCAAGAAGCAGAAACUGGAAGGAAAGGCGGGACACGGGCCAGGCCCUGGUCCUGGGCGACCCAAAUCCAAACAUCUUCAGCCCAAGAUCCAGGAAUAUGAAUUCACUGAUGACCCCAUCGAUGUGCCACGGAUCCCCAAGAAUGAUGCCCCCAACAGAUUCUGGGCUUCAGUGGAGCCCUACUGUGCAGAUAUCACCAGUGAGGAAGUGCGCACACUUGAGGAGCUUCUCAAGCCCCCUGAAGAUGAGGCUGAGCAUUACAAGAUCCCACCUCUAGGAAAGCACUACUCCCAGCGCUGGGCCCAGGAGGAUCUGCUAGAGGAGCAGAAGGAUGGCGCCCGGGCAGCAGCUGUGGCUGACAAGAAGAAAGGCCUUAUGGGGCCACUCUCUGAGCUGGAUACUAAAGACGUGGAUGCCCUACUGAAGAAGUCCGAGGCCCAGCAUGAACAGCCAGAAGAUGGGUGCCCUUUUGGAGCCCUCACCCAGCGCCUUCUGCAGGCCCUUGUAGAGGAAAAUAUUAUUUCCCCCAUGGAGGACUCUCCUAUUCCUGACAUGUCUGGGAAAGAAUCAGGGGCAGAUGGGGCUAGCACCUCUCCCCGCAAUCAGAACAAGCCCUUCAGUGUGCCACAUACGAAGUCCCUAGAAAGCCGUAUCAAAGAGGAGCUGAUCGCCCAGGGCCUCCUGGAGUCGGAGGACCGCCCUGCUGAGGAUUCUGAGGAUGAGGUCCUUGCUGAGCUGCGUAAACGACAGGCUGAACUGAAGGCCCUCAGUGCCCACAACCGCACCAAGAAGCAUGAUCUGCUAAGGCUGGCCAAGGAGGAGGUGAGCCGUCAGGAGCUGAGGCAACGGGUCCGCAUGGCAGACAAUGAGGUCAUGGAUGCCUUCCGCAAGAUCAUGGCUGCCCGGCAGAAGAAGAGGACUCCCACCAAGAAGGAGAAGGACCAGGCCUGGAAGACUUUGAAGGAGCGAGAGAGCAUUCUGAAGCUGCUAGAUGGGUAGCCCUGAGCCCAACCUCAGGCUUCCUGCUGCUCUGCCUGAGAAAGGGAGAAGAGGGAGGCCCACUUCUGUCCUUGCACUGAUGCUGACGGAAGCCACUAGCCGUGGCUGUCCUGUCAAGUGAAACAGUUUCUCUAGAAACUGAGGACUGUGGCCCUUCCCUGAGGUCUUUUGCUCCGAGAGGCCCAGAGGGCUGGGCUGGGUCUCAGGCUCUGUUUUGUCACUCAGAUGAGGGGCCUUAUUUUCUGGGCCUGCCUUUUCCCUUUAGCAUCUCCCACUGCCCUACCUCCUUAUCCUCUUCCCUUCAUGGACUUCUCCCUUGUGGUUUUGUAAAGUGCAAACUGAAGGUUAAAGUGACUGCUGUGGUUUUU
Elephantulus edwardii (Cape elephant shrew) is the source of this 1686-nucleotide messenger RNA. It is a transcript of the gene TADA3, whose product is annotated as transcriptional adaptor 3. Gene Ontology annotation, cellular component: SAGA complex. Bases 20 to 1318 code for a protein of 432 amino acids. The record is from RefSeq and is a predicted model, not a curated record. Gene Ontology annotation, molecular function: transcription coactivator activity. The transcript is spliced from 8 exons. NCBI's taxonomy places the organism in Eukaryota, Metazoa, Chordata, Mammalia, Macroscelidea, Macroscelididae. Gene Ontology annotation, biological process: regulation of transcription by RNA polymerase II.